Messenger RNA from Phascolarctos cinereus (koala), 1335 nucleotides. RefSeq names its product mitochondrial transcription rescue factor 1 (gene MTRES1). Gene Ontology annotation, cellular component: mitochondrion. Gene Ontology annotation, biological process: regulation of mitochondrial transcription. The record is from RefSeq and is a predicted model, not a curated record. Gene Ontology annotation, molecular function: RNA binding. Lineage: Eukaryota; Metazoa; Chordata; Mammalia; Diprotodontia; Phascolarctidae.
CAGGCCGCUCUCUCUCAGCUCUCCACUGUCCUCGUUGCUCUGCGCCGGCGCUGGGGUGGAAGGGGAAGGGGCUGUCAGGCCGGGCCGGGGCAGCAGUCGAGGGGUCCCCGCCCCUUCACGCACUGAGAUGAGGAAACUGAGGCCCAGGGAGGUUAAGCAUCAGAGAUAGUGUUUGACUCCAGAGACACUGCCCUUUCCCCUCAUCCAAGGUGAUGUGUGCUAUGACUAGUCUCAGAUUGCCCAUCCGUGCUUUAAGAAAACCGAAUGUCUGGAUAGGACCCUGGGGGACAUCUCUUGCACAUAAACCCUGUACCUCUUGGAGUCAGUACAUAAAUUCUGCUAGUUAUCAGUUAAACACAUCAAACUAUAGAACAUUAUUCUUCUGUGGCAUUUCCUCUGUGAAACUCCCAGGGCUUUUAAUAUCCCCAGAAUGCAUUUCACUCUUUUCUAUAAGACUCAAAAGCAACACAGGGUCUAAAAAGACCAGUAAAAAAGCUUUGCAGAAAGUAGAAGAUGAUGACGAUGAUUCUGAUGAAGAUCGGGGAGAGAUGAGUGAGCAGGAAGAUGAAUUUGAAGAUGACCCCAAUGUAGUAAAAGACUAUAAGGAUCUGGAGAAAGUCGUCCCUUCUUUUCGGUAUGAUGUCAUCUUGAAAACAGGGCUGGAUCUUGCAAGAAAUAAAAUAGAAGAUGCAUUCUAUAAAGGUGAACUCAGAUUGAAUGGAGAAAAAUUGUGGAAGAAAAGCAGAACGGUGAAAGUGGGUGAUACACUGGAUCUCAUCAUUGGAGAGGAUAAAGAAUCAGAAACAGAGACAGCUAUGCGAAUUGUCCUGAAAAAAGUGUCAGAAGAGAAAACUGAGUCUGAAAAGUACCGAGUGCUUUUACGCCGGUGGAAAAAAAUCAAGUUGCCCAAGAAGAGCAUUUCUAAAUAACCAGAUUCCUAUGGUAGCAAGAAUACAGGAACUCAAGUGGUUUUCAUCUAGUGGGGAAACGGGGCAAAGGGGGCCUUUCUGAAAAAGGACAUUUUUAUUAAAAUAAAGUCUCGUGGGUUCUGGAGUCUGCUAGACCAUUUUGUGAAAAUGGGGAUAAGCAGCACAUCUCCAUACAUGCCUAGUGCUAGGCUUGAGCAAGUUUCUCUUGGUGACUUGGUUAGUGCUUGGUUUGACUUUUUUCCUGGGUGUGGGAAUGAAUAAUAUGGUUUCCAGGUCAUUUCACCCAGCAUAAGAUGUGCAGUGAAUGAAUUAAGUCCAGAGAGCUUUUUUAAUGAUUUGCUUGUUUUCCUAACUUAACUACCUCAUGACUGUGUUGUAAAAUAAAACUGGCCUUGUUGUUUCUUAA